Molecule: messenger RNA, 12997 nt
Organism: Liolophura sinensis
Lineage: Eukaryota; Metazoa; Mollusca; Polyplacophora; Chitonida; Chitonidae
Product: sacsin-like
Exons: 8
Coding region: 41-12997 (4318 amino acids)
Molecular function (GO): Hsp70 protein binding
Source: RefSeq, a predicted model, not a curated record
CGUCUAUGAUGCACCGCUGACUGCGACCUAAGGUUACACAAUGGAGAGCUCAGGCUCCGAAGAAGAGCUCUCGGACAUGAAGAGACCUCCUCUGGUGAGGGACUUGAGAGCCAUCCUGGAGGAGUAUCCUGAUAAUGGGCAGAUAUUUAAGGAGUUGAUACAAAAUGCAGAAGAUGCUGGAGCUUCCCAAGUCAGGAUUAUUUAUGACAGUUUUGGUGCAGAACGCGAGACAAGUUCCUGUCCUCAUUUUCAGGGACCAGCUAUAUAUGUCUGCAAUAAUGCCAGAUUUACGGAGGAAGAUUGGGAGGGAAUUAAGAUGUUGCGCAAAAGUGUCAAAGAGGUGGAUCGAUUGAAAGUUGGCCGCUAUGGACUGGGAUUUAAGUCUGUGUUCCACAUAACAGACUUCCCAAGCAUCACCAGCGGGGACACUCUGCUUCUUCUUGAUCCAAGCAAGCCAGAACACAGAGUGUGUGCGACCUAUCGGCUUUCUAACCUGAAGAGCAAAACAGUGCAGCGCAUGAGACAGGUGUUUGGGAAAGUGCUGGAUAUGUCCAGUUUGGAUAGAGCUACAACAGAUGGCUUUGAUGGAACUGUGUUCCGAUUCCCAUUACGACAGUCUUGCUCUGAACUGUCACCCGUGGUUUAUGAUGAUGGAAGAGUGUGUGAUCUCCUAAAAUGUUUCAGAACUGAGAUGAUGAUAGUUCUUGUCUUUCUAAAGUCUCUGGAGUGUGUUGAAAUUUGGAGUCCUCAACAGGGGAAGGCGACCCCCAAAUUGUCCUUCAGUGUUUGUCUUACUGAUGAAAGUGCAAAACAACGAAAAGAUCAAAAAGAGAUCCUUAACCAGGCUUUGGCAGCAGAGCCAACCUCAGUAUGGACAAGUUCAGUGAAUUGUGAAGUCAAAGAUCAUUCUUCUGGACUGAAUUUUCGUUUGAACUGGACUGUGAAGUCAAUAAAGUUGGGGAGAGAUGAAAUGUCUUCUUCCCUGAGGGCUCUGUCAGACGAUCCUGCCCUGUCCUAUCCACCAUUUGUGGGAGUUUCUGUCGUAGAUGUCCCAUUGUUGACAAGAAAAACCAUUCUGGACAUGAAAUUAAUGGAAACUGCUCUACAAGGUCAUGUGUACUGUUUUCUACCCCUCCCUCUUCAGCAUAACAGUCUGACUGGACUCCCUGUGCAUGUCAAUGGGUAUUUUGCUCUCAGCUCCAACCGACACCAUCUAAAAUGGCCAACAGCAGAUGAGGAGCACCAAGGCUGGGACAGCCAAAGGGAUAAAUCUUGUCGCUGGAACCGUGGUCUGUUGACAGAAGCUGUCCCAAAGGUUUACUCUUUGCUGAUUGACGAGUUGAUAGAGACCUCCAAGAAACACAAAAAUCCAAAGGACUAUGUGCAGGCUGUUUACAAUGCAUUCCCCUCAGUAGGGUCUGCGUCCAACAUGUGGGUGGGUGUGGUUCAGGGCUUCUACGAACACAUUCUUACCAAGCCAUGUUUCUUCUCAGAAGAAGGUGGGGGCAGAUGGGUGACGUUCAGAGAAGCUGUGUUUUGUGAGGACAAGUCAGUUGUUCCAGAGGAAGUUUUAGGAAUUCUAAAGCAUCUGGGAAUAACAGUGACUUGUGUGCCAGAAGGUCUAUUUGACACAGUCCGUCAUUUUGUUGGGAAUAAAAUGGAGCAGGUCACAACAAGAUUUGUUAGAAAUGUGCUGAAGAAAACCUUAGCAUAUAAACAAGAGAGUCAUUUCCAAAAGCUGCACCUUCUGAACUUUAUCAUGGAGGAUCUCGUAGAAAACAAAGACUUUGAUGACCUGUGGGGAAUAAGACUUCUCCCACUGUCUGAUGGUACUUUCACAACAUUCCAAGACCAGAGAGAGGAGACCAAGUUCAGUGCCACGAAAACCUUUGACAGAUGCUUGUUCCCAGGGUUAGAAAAUCAGUUUUUGACUGAAUCUUCAAUACAUCAAUUUCCGGAUGGCCUGAAAAAGAAACUGAAGAUCUUAAUUCAGUCAGGGAAGACACAACUGAGACCUGUCAGGAAGGAUGACUUCCGAAAGCUUAUAGAACAGGUGACUAAGAUCUUUGGUGGACAAAAUAGGGAACGUAUCAAGCUGUGGAUGACCAAUGUCUGGAAGGCAUUGUGCUCAGAAUUCCCAUCUAACCUUCGCGAGUUUCAAGGACUAACCCUUCUGCCCAUCUCAGCACCAUUUGGAGUUACUCUUGAAAAACUUCAGUAUCCUCCAGUGAAAGUCCUAAAGAGAUAUGGCAGGACAGUUCUGUCAGGUGUUGUGGAAUCUGUUGUUAAGAAAAUGGGCGUCCAGGUGUUGACAGAAGUUGUACCAGAAGUGUUGAAGCACCCAAAUGUUAUUGGUGUGUUUGUCCUUGAGCCGACAGCCAGCUCAGUUCUGCAAGCUUUGUCUACUGCGAGAGACUACACCCAUGACACAAUGGACCUGUCACUAUCAAAAGAGCAGAGGUCAGAAUUUGUGACAUUCAUUGCCAGUUGUGACAGACUGUUUACACUUCAAGAACACGGACUCCUUACUUCUCUUCGAUUAUUUGAAGCUGUUGGCCCUAAUGAAAAUAUCAGCCAUGUUUCUGUUCAAGAACUGCAAAAGUCUGCUCCUGAAGAGGUCAUCCCGAUCACCUUUCCUUGUAAACUGAUAAAGUAUGGAUCAUUGGCAGAAAAAAGCCUGGGUGCAAAGCUUGGCGUUCAGCAGCUUAACCGCGGAGAUCUGGUGUUGCUAGUACUUAAAAAGAUGCGGCUAGAGCCCAACAUGUACAUGCGUUCCCAGGUGAUUCAUUUCAUGGAACAUAUCUUUUCCAAUCGAUCAGGUUUGAACAAAGAAGUUUGGGAUUUGGUUGGAAAUAUUUCCUUUAUACCAUGUACAGAUGAUGAAAGAACGCUGCGAAAGCUAUCAGAGUUGUUUGAUCCGACAAUACCUAAACUGAGGGAUCUGUUUGUGGGAGAAGAUGUGUUUCCAGGCAAAGAAUGGGAAAACUAUACACCCAUACUUCGGAGUCUAGGCUUAAAGAGUAGGCCAACAGAACAGGAUCUACUUUCCUGUGCUGUAAAGCUGGAAAACAUGCAGACAGAAAAAGAACACGACGUGCUGAACCGAAAAUGUCGUGCAGUAAUAUCUGCCAUAGCGGAUCGGACUGAUCUGUCAUCAAGAAUUGUGGAUAAACUUAAAACAGUGGCAAUCUUGCCAAUUAAGAGAGACAGACCAAGCCAUUUUCCACAAAAAAUGCCUUGGUUUUCUUCAACUAGAUUUCUAGCUAAACCUUCAGAGGCAAUGGACAAAAGAUAUCAAAAUUUGAUUGGCUCAGUUAUGCCAAUUACAGUGUUGCCAGAUGAUCUGACACAGACUCAAAAGUCAAAUUUGGUGCAGAUGUUAGAAUUGAGUCGCCCUCCUUCAUUAUCCAAGCUACUAGAACAAAUGAAGAUCACUAUGAGGAAUUUCGAUCCAGAUAAUGUGGAUUUCUUCGUAACGGCUGUGAAAAAAAUUUACAGAGAACUUCAGAAAUUCAGUUAUCAAGCUAUUUGGUCAGAAAUGAAUGACCAAAAAAUUGAUCGCAAGUGGAUUUGGAAUGGUAAAGAAUUUAGUUCUUCUCAAAAGAUCUAUGUUGAGGAAGCAAAUGAAGACCUGGAUCUGGCACCAUACAUGGUGUGUCUGCCGGUAGAUAUGCGUGAUUUGAAGGAUUUCUUCUUGUCUUUUGGGUGUCAUAAAAAUCAGGAUCAAGAGAUGAUGUUAGACGUUCUUCAUAUGAUAGAAAAAAAGUACUCAAAGCCAAAAGCAAGACAAAAAGCAAAGGUACAUCGUGAUAUCCAGAUUGUUCUCAGGAUGUUACACCACUUGUCAGCCUAUGUUGAGGAAGGAAAUCUGCUGGAAGCAGCCAGGAUUUUAAUUCCGGUGGAAGUUGCUGGUAAAGACGAAUAUUUCAAAAUGAUGCCAGCCAACCAGUGUGUUUAUUAUGACUCUUCCGAGUGGAUCAGUGUGGAGGACAUUUUAGCCGAUGAUAGAGACUUGCACAUUGUACAUAGAAAUGUCCCACGUGAACUUGCGUAUUCCCUGGGAGUGUCACCCCUCAUGGACAAAUUGCUUGAUGCUCAGGAAUUAGACAUGAAUUACGGCCAAUUAGAACCCCUGACUAGACGCCUGAGAAACCUAAUACAGCAUUACACGGAUGGGGUUGCAGUCAUGAAAGAGCUUGUCCAGAAUGCUGAUGACGCCGGGGCAACUAGAGUGUGUUUUCUGUAUGAUGAACGACAGAAUGCAAAUUUCCGAAAUCGACUGAUACAUGAAAACAUGGCGGAGUGCCAAGGCCCAGCGCUUUGGGCCUACAACAACGCAGUGUUCACGGAUGAAGACUUUCAGAACAUCACCAAAAUAAGCGGGGCUACUAAGCUGUACAAAGCUGCCAAGAUUGGUAAAUUUGGGUUAGGAUUCAACGCAGUGUACAACUUAACAGAUGUGCCAAGUUUUGUUAGCAGGGAUCUUUUUGUCAUCUUUGAUCCUCAUGAGACUUUUCUUGGCAAACCUGGAUUAAAAAUGAACAUUAGGAAAAACAGAAGAAUGGUUAAUCAGCUGAGAGAACAGUUUCAACCAUAUAACGGUGUAUUCGGUUGUGACUUUGACACAGAGGACGCUUUGAAUUUCCAGGGAACGCUGUUUCGUUUUCCACUGAGAACGUCUGACCAGGCCGACCGAAGUCAGAUCAGCAAUCUACACUACAGUCACAGAGAAAUGAUCAAACUGUUGCAAAUGUCUUUAGAAUGUGCCGGGAAUUUACUCAUGUUCACCCGAAAUGUGACAAACAUCAAGUUUUUCCAUCUGUCAAGUACGGAAACUGAUGCAUCAACACAAACUCCGUUGUUUGAAGUUUCUAAGUCAAAUACUGACCAUAUGAUAAUGGUUCAAAUGAUUAACAACAUAGAAAAAUGUGAGAAGCUUAAUUUGAAACCGGCAUGUGAAAGAAAAACUGAAGUUACUUGGUUUAAGGGUAAUUCAAAGGGGGGUCAAAGAGUUUCUCAUUUUCUGUCAGUAAACCGAGAAAUGGAAGCCCUUCAUCCUGAAGGGAGUGUGGUCAUCCCAGUUCAAACGACAGGGAAUCAGUCUUACGAAGCCAUACCUAUUGAAAAGAGCCCCACAGGAUUUUUAAAACACGGGCUGGUCUAUUGCUAUCUGCCAUUGCCAAUACCCACAAAACUUCCUGUUCUGAUCAACGGAAGUUUUUCUGUGACAUCUGAUCGACGUCGUCUGUCUGAAAAAAAUGUCGAUGAAAAGAAAAACCUUGGGAGCGAGUGGAAUGAAAUUCUCCUUGAAGACUCAUUGGCAAAAUCCUAUAUCAACGCCCUACAACUGCUAGCAGCCAAAGGGCACCAGCAGAUGUUCGAGCUAUGGCCAACAGAAACAAACUGCGACGCUUACCUGGAGCCUCUUCUUCGCGGAUUCUAUGGCUCUCUGUCAUCUGAUCAGCAAGAAAUACUUCCAGGCAGAGAUAGGUUCACCAACAUGCAAAAUGCUGUAUUCCUCGAAAGCAAACUUCGAUUUGAUACUGGGAAGACCGGACAAGUGGCGUUUGAAGUUUUUAAUAAACUGGUCAAGAAAACAGAAAAUAUAGCCGUCGACCUCCCCGAAGAUAUCCAAAAAUGUUUUUCUAGGUUUGGACGAAGCCAGCUUGUUGAUAAAAACACAUUCUCUAUUCAUCAAUUUUUCACGAAACUUUUCCUGCCAAGAAUAGAAGAAAUAGAACCCGAACAGAGAGAUGUGUUGGUGCUUCAUGCUCUGAAGGGUAGAGACCCAAUCCUAUUGAGAGCUUUGAAAGAAACACGUUGUAUUCCGGUGGACUACUGUGGAUCACUGUGUAUGCCCUGUGAUCUGAUACAUCCAGAGGGAGAAAUAGCUUGCCUCUAUGAUAAUUCGGAAAAUCGAUUUCCUGUGGGAAGUAAGAUCACGUUCUGUAAUCCCCUGAUGCUGGAUGUCCUGAAAGACUUAGGAAUGUUAAAGGACAUCUUGCCUCCGGCAGAAGUUCCAGGUAGGGCAAGUACAAUUGAACGACUAAGUCAGCAUCAGCCAGAUAAAGCUCUCAGUAGGCUCAAAGCCCUGAUUCGUGUUCUUGUGAAAAUGAACUGGACAGAUUCCCUGGAUCUCUCCACAGAUGACAAGGAUAAGCUGAACACACUACGAUUUCUUCCUGUACUGCACCGUCCUACACUUUGGCCUUCAUCACUUCAGUGGAAAGCAGACGGGGGACCAACGUUUGAGUGUCCAAGAAAUCUGUACCAUGACAAAGGCAUAAACCUCAUAGGCUCUCAGAGAUUGGUAUUGAAUUGCGACGGACUGGGAUAUGUUCCAGAGACUCUUCUGAAGAAGCUUGGAAUAUUAAGUGAAGUUUCUGCGGCUGACUUGAUCCUGCAUUUGCGUCAUUUAACGAAAGUUAAAACAUCUGAGCUCUCCAGCGAUGAAAUAAGUAAUUUACAACAGAUUUAUGAACAGGUGUAUUCCUUUCUGGAGAAGUGUUGCACAGAAUCUGAAGAAAUCCCGAAAUGGACGAGGGAAAUAACAGAAUUAAACAGUAUUUUUCAUGAGAAGGAACACGUGUCUCCUCAAUGUGUAGCCUUCAAGUUCAACUAUAAUUGCUCUCCGUUUUUGUUCAGGUUGAGUGAAAGGUAUAGCAGACUGUACCCAAACACAAUGCAUUUACUUGGUGUAAAGGGAAACUUUAGUCGUUUUGAUUGUGUGCAUAGUCUUCAGGAGUUCUACGAGAUAUACAACAACGUCACACUUGAUUUGAACACCAUACGCCUUUUGAAUAGGAUGCUGACAGCUCUCGUUGAGACUGUAAAAUCUGAACAUGGUACCCUGUCAAAGGAGGAUCUCAAUGAAAUAAUGCUACCAGAUAAAGAUGGUAAACUCUGUUUGUCCGAAAUGCUGUGCUUUGAUGAUUGUUCUUGGAUAAAUGAUUCCAGUGGGGUGAUGAGAUACGUUCACAGUAGUGUCUCCCCAGAAACGGCUGAAUUGCUGGGAGUAAAAACUAAACAGCACUGGUGUUUAUCUCAGAAUGCUGAGGGCUUUCAAAUUCCGUUUGGUCAAAAGGAAGAUCUUACAAACAGACUAAAAGGAAUAUUACGGGGUUAUCCUUGUGAUUCUACAAUUAUGAAAGAACUUCUGCAGAAUGCGGAUGACGCUGGUGCUACAGAGAUACAGUUCAUUAAAGACUGGAGAUCUCACGAGAAUAAGAAGAUUUUUUCUGAAGAAUGGAAGGAACUGCAAGGCCCUGCUUUGUGUGUGUACAGUGAUGCAGCCUUUACUGACGAAGAUUUGGAAGGAAUUCAAAGUCUUGGGAAGGGAAGCAAGAGAGAUGACCCUUUGAAAACGGGGAAAUAUGGAAUUGGCUUCAACGUGGUUUACCAUCUGACGGAUGUUCCGUCUUUUCUGAUCAAAAGGCAGACAGAGGAAAUAUUGUGUGCAUUUGAUCCAAAUCGCAAAUACAUACCAAACAUGUCUCCAAUGUUGAGUGGCAUGAAAUGGCAAAAUCUACCUCAGGUUCGAAAGCGAUUUCCGGACUCGUUUGCUUGUUAUCCGGAAAGUAUUCUUAAUCAGAAUACCGUUGGUGCAUUGUUCAGAUUUCCUUUAAGAAACGCGAGUAUGGCCGAAAAAUCAGAGAUCAAAAAUGAACCAAUAUCGGUGAAUAAAUUGGACGAUCUUUUUAAGGAAUUCAAGAAAGAAAGUAAAGAAGCCUUGUUAUUUACCAAAAAUGUGCACUCUAUCAAGAUUAUUGACGUAACGCAGGACGGAACUCUGAAAACGGUAUAUGAAAUCAAAGCUAACUUGGACAAAGACAGUUUAAAACAGAAGAAACAAAUACAUCUGCAACGCCAAAAUGUUAUUACUGAAUUACACUCAGGAUUGUCUGUUGAAAAUGUGACCACAACAGAGGUGAAAUACCUCGUAGAAAUACAGGAAGAGCAGACGUCAGAACGGUGGUUUGUGAAGCAAAGGAUUGGGUUUGAAAAUCCCAAAGAAGUUCCAGAUGAGUUAAAGGUAGCCAUCAGUCAAAAAACACUAAAUCAUUUGCCCAUUGGUGGCGUGGCAUUUCCACUGAUAGAGACAAGACAGAGAAAAUGUAAGGCUUUCUGUGGCCUUCCUCUGCCAGUGCUAACAGGACUGCCUGUGCACAUUGAUGGGGAUUUUGCAUUGGACUAUGAACAACGAAGACACCUAUACUAUUCGCCACAUGGAGAUGUUAGAACAAAAUGGAACAAAACUUUAGCUGAGCAGUUGUUAGCACCUUUGUAUGCCUCAGGCAUUGUGGAUUUAAAAGAAGUACUGUUUCAAGCAACUCAUUCAGUACAAGGUUCCAUUGAGCAGUACCACGGAUUUUUUCCACUAAAUGAGAAGGCUAUGGACCACUACUGGAAGGAUUUGUGCUUAGCAGUUUACAAACAUCUUGAUUCCACAUCCAGUCGUGUGCUCUGUGUGACACACAAAACCCUAUCUGGGAAGGAGGUCGUGAAAAAAUGGCUGCCGCCAACUGGACAACAUGAACUUGAAGCAUUCUUCAAUACUUUGAAAACACAGUGCGACGAAACUGUGUCGGGUUUCUAUAGAUAUGGCAUAGUGGAAAGAGCUAGGGAAACGCCACUACGGUCUUCAACAAUGGCGUCUCUCUUACUUGCGUUGGAUUUCAAUCUUGUCAGCACUCCCCUGAGCAUUUAUAAAAACUUUUGUGAAGCCAAAAUUGGCGUAGAAGUGGUCUCACCAGAAUCAGUUGUGAUGUUUUUGCGAACAUACUCAGGUAAAUACCCUCUUUGCGUCAUAGGCAACCUUCCAUGUCCUUUAGAACAUACAAGUUUCAAAACAGAAGGCACCUUCUUUGAACUGUUGUCAUACUGCACAAAAUAUGACAAGCUGAAUGAGUCCCUUGAAGGGCUACCGCUACUGUUGACCUAUGAUAAAACGUUGCAGGUUUUCAGAGAGUCGGAAAAAGUUUUUGUAUCAAAACACUCACAGGUAGUUCCACAUUCUGCCGGUAGCUUUCUUCACCACCGUGCUAGAAUCAUCCUUAGUUUGGAUGAUGAAAACCUGCCAAAGAUCCCACAAGUGAAACAAUUUAGAAUCAAGGAUUUCAGUACUCUGUUGCGGAAAGAGUUAGAUGAGUCGGUUUUUGGAAGCAAUGAACCCGUGUAUUGGGAUGACAGGACAGUGGUUGAUAAUUUCUGGUUGAGAUCCGUGUGGCAUUUUCUGACUGAAGAGAUCAUGCGUCCAAAGCAAAAAGAAGCUCAGAAAUCGAUGGAAGACAUUCUAUCGUGGUCUUUGUUACCUGCCACGAGGACACAAAAGGGAGAGAAAUGCCUUUAUCUGGUCCCUGUAAGAUUUGCUGAUCAAGUAUUUAUGGACAGUCAUUUUCCAAUUUCUGAGCAUCUGCGUCAGGGAGGAUUUUACAUCUUUCACAGUUUAGAUGAGAAUGUUAGGACAUUAAAGACUGAUACACUUCCGGAUGAAUUGGUAGUUCAUUUGUCCAAUGUGGGAGGAAUUCUGACGGGCAUAUCAAAAACAUUGUCUUCGUCAUUGAGAGCCAAUGUCAUCGAUCUCCUGAAACCUGAGCUCUGCCAGGGAAUUUUGAAGCAUUUUUCAGAUCAAUUAGAAGAAGUGAAGAAGAUCCCAGACCAUAGGGCCCUUUUAGGACAGAUGCCGUUGUUUGUGACAGUGUACAACGAAGGUAUUGAGAUAAAUGGUGUUAAAGCAAUAGUCUUACCGAAAACGGUUCCUUGUGUUGGUAUGGAGAAAUGGUCUCAGGAGGAAUCGUUGGUACUUUUGAAAGAGAACAUCCGGCUCAUCAACCUGUACCGCUAUUUGGAACUUGACAACUGUUCAGAAAUUGAUUUCUAUUGUAAGUACAUUUUUAAAGGGUUUGGCCGCCUCGACGAGAAAGCCAGGAGUGUUCAUCUAGAAUUCGUCCGAGAUAAUCUAAUUAAGCGAGAUGGAAAUGUUAACUUAUCCGAUCUACAAAUAGCCCUUCAAGAACUGUCAUUCAUUCCCUAUAACCAGAAAUUAGAGAGAGCAUCAUUCUUUUAUGAUCACAAACAUUAUUUGUUCAAGGCAAUGCUGAAAAGGCACCAGUUUCUCCCGGAACCGUUUCGUGAAAAUGAAUGGUAUUACAUGCUAACUAUGGCUGGGCUCACCAACAAAGUGUCGGCAGACAUGUUUGUGAAACUGGCUAAACAGCUUGAGGAAGGUGGGUGCAAUGAGCGAGAAGAAAAGACAAUUCUUGAAAAAUCCCAGUGCUUAAUAAAGAAUUUGUUUUGUGAACAAAAAGAAAAUUCCGCUCUUCUUGAAAAAGUUAAAAAUAUAAAGUUCCUGGUUUCCAAGUCUGCGAGUCACGAGCUUCAAGCCAUUGCUUUGUGCUACAAAUCUUCCCCAUCAAUGACUUGUUUCAACAGUUCAGCAUUGCCGGAACACCAAGAUCUGGUGUGGUCAAGCUGUGAUGUUUUCAGGGAGUAUUGUGUGCCAAAAGACGAAAAGGAAAAAGAGAACAUUUUGAACAGAUUGGGUGUCAAAAUAGAACCAACUCCCGAAGCAGUUGUUCAGAAUUUGCGGAACAUAGUACAGAGCAUGAAUAAUGACAAACAACUGCAGAAGCAUCAACACAAAACCUUGGACACACUGUUGAAAAUUUGCUCUGGCAUAUACACGUUUCUUCAGAGUAAGAAGUUAAGCGAAGACCUGAAGAAAAUACUUCAUAACUUACCCUGUGUGAUAAUCAAGGAUCACAGAUGCUUUGCUAAACCAGACCAAGUGGUGGUGGAGCUGAAAUCAGAGAAUGAGAUUACUCCAUAUUUAUUUACGCUUCCUAAAGAGUUGGGCCCCUUUUGCGAACUAUUGGUCUCUGUUGGUGUCAGUAACAACGUGGCCGUAAGUCACUACGAGAACGUUCUUCUUCGGAUAAGAGAAACUUGUCAGGAUAACGACCUUGAACCCAACGAAAUGAAGGCAGCAUUGAAAGCAAUGAAAGGAAUGUACAAGAAGCUGUGCAAGUCUGAAGGACAGGUUCAAAUAGGCAAACUGUAUCUUCCGGGAAAAAGAGGCGAAACCUGUGUCAUUCAGAAGUCAUGUGAUAUUGUUAUUUCUGACAAUUCUUAUGUGGAGAAACGGGCUACUGGAGACCUCGAUUUUGUUUUUUUGCUAAACCUAGAUGAAGAAAAUGUUGAUAAGAUAGACUUGUGGGCCAAACUUCCCGACAGCCACAGGCCCCGCCUUCUGUCAAGAUUGGUGAAGGCACAGUUGACAGAGUCAUGCAGGUCUGAGUGUCAGCAGACAGAAAAAUGUCUGAAGCUGCAAAAUGUGGUGUCCACGCCUGAGGUUCUACAUGGAAUCAUACGUUUGAUCAAACACUAUAGGUUUGAGGAAGGACGCCACGACUGCACUGUGGAAAUUGAGGAAGUACAGAGCUUUCUGUCAUCUAUCAGAAUCUUCUGUUGCUCGGAAAUUAGCACUUGUCUGAUGUACCAAGGCAGUAUUAUCUCAAACAGUGAAGACUUUUCUCAUCCACAACACUGUGAAGAAGUCAAAGGAGAAAAUACAUCUGAAAUGCACAUCGUUUUUAUUGAAAAACUACUUGAUGAUGAAUAUGAAUGUUGUAUGCAGAUCUGCAAUUGCCUUUGCAAUUACCACAUGAAAUUGCCACCCAAAGCAUUGGUACUUAUUAUUAAGGUCCUUGUUCUUGGCUACAAUCAGCGGUCUAUUCAUGACUACUUAAAUCGGCAAGGAAUUAAAGAGUUCCACAUGAACGAACCUCUUCAGGAAAAGCCUGACCUUCCAAUCCCUGGAAGUUACGUCCCUGUUAAAUUUCAUUUUUUGCUGGACCAAAGUUUCACAUUUUUUGAACCUGGGCAGUACGUGGGGUAUGAAGCGUAUGACCCAAUGCUGUCAUCAGAAGAUGGGGAUGCAAUAUACAUAUAUGCCAUUGUCAAGGAAGUGUGUUCAGCGGCUGACGCUUCAGACUGGCAAACAGAGUACAAGAUUGACAUAGGCGAGAUUAUCACUGUUCCUGCCACUGACUUGUACGCAUUCCACAGGAAACAGAUAUCUACCACAGGGGAAAUAGAGGUCUUCUCAGGACACGCAACAAACACACACACACCUGACGCCACAGAGAGCAAAUCUUUACAAGAGGUGAAAAGGGAAAUUUUCAAAUUGUUGAAAGACGCAUGGCACAAAGAUGAAAUUACCAAGAAGAAGGUUUUGAAGAGACUGCUUCUGAAGUGGCAUCCCGAUAAAAAUCCGGAACGGGAAGAGUUUUGUACUAAAGUGGCUCAGUAUAUACUGGCACUGGUAAAGAGGUUCGAAAAUGGCGACUUUUCCGCGUUUGAAGAGGAAAAUGACACCAGUGACACUACAAGGGGAGGAAUAUUCUACGCAGGAGGAUCGUACGGAAAUUUCUUCACUAAAGCAAACAGGAGAGGAAACCAGUAUGGACAGAAUUUCAGAGCGUUCAAUAGCAGGGAUACGACAGAUGGCAGACGCUACCAAGGGUAUUACGGUCACACCUCAUCUAACUUCCCCAACCCCCAGCCGUCAGAAGGUCGCCGCUGGAUCCGUCAGGCACAGGCUGACUUCGAAGCCAUCGGGAACGACGAGGAAGGCCCGAAACCUUCGUAUUCUUGGAUUUGUUUUAAAUGUCAGCAGUCAUCAUGUUAUGACAUAUUUUUACAGGUCGCAGAAAAAGCCAUGAAAGCUGUACUGUAUAAGACUAAUGCCAACCAUAACGCUAUCCGAGCCCAUGAGUUGGGGGAAAUUGCAGACGGCCUUAACGACCCCACAUUGUUCCAACUUGCCCAGGAACUGGAAACGACGCUGGGAUAUAAGGGAUACACUAGAACAAGGUAUCCAGACAUGCUGCACGGCCAACAGACACCAUCCGAUGUGUACACGUGGACUCAGGCUGAGACAAGCAAGGAUCUUUGUGGGAAGAUCCUUCAUCACGUGUUAACAAUCCUUCGCAAUUGA